Messenger RNA from Macrobrachium nipponense, 7850 nucleotides. RefSeq names its product autophagy-related protein 13-like. The record is from RefSeq and is a predicted model, not a curated record. Gene Ontology annotation, cellular component: cytosol; phagophore assembly site; Atg1/ULK1 kinase complex. Lineage: Eukaryota; Metazoa; Arthropoda; Malacostraca; Decapoda; Palaemonidae. Gene Ontology annotation, biological process: autophagosome assembly; piecemeal microautophagy of the nucleus; mitophagy.
ACAAUCUUUUUAUCCUUCAAGCGUUGAAUAGGUAUUAAAUAACAAAAGAAUGAAGUGUUGGGAGUAAACCUAAAGAUGUCUGGCCGUCAUCUUAGCUCAGAAGACCGACGUGAACUUGCUCGUCUCACAAAAAUUUUGUCACAGAAAAUUGUUCAAGUAGUGGUACAGAGCCGCCUUGGAGAAAAAGCAUUCACUAAAUCCAAGACACCAGCUCAAGGAUCAGAAUGGUUCAACUUGGGUAUAGAAGACAUUCCUGACAUCCAAUCCGAGACCAAGAAGGGCUUAGGAGGCCAUCUACCUGAUGUAGGGAAACCCCUUGUUGUUGAGAUUUUGCUAAGAACACCAGAAUCUGAGAGCCUCGUCUUGGAAAUAUGGACACUUGCAAUUAUAGAUGCAUGUGACACUUCCCCUGCAAGAGUCAAUCCUACUAUUUAUAACAGAAUGACGGUGCUGCUAAAGUCUUUGAUUGCAGUUACAAGAAUCACACCUGCUUACAAGCUCUCAUUUAGACAAGGAGCAGAUUCCUUCAUAAUAUGCUACAGGGUUUACCUUGGUGAACCUAAUUAUGAAUGUUUAGGGGAUAAUCCAGUACGUGCACGAUUAGGGCAGGUUACAACUCCUGAAUCAACAAUGUUGUUAAGUGUCAACUACCGUACAAAAAUCACAUUUAGCCCACCCAAUUGCAGCCCUGCACAGGAUGCCAUCAUGCUCAAAAGUGAUCACUUCAAACCAGAAGUGUCCCCCAGACAUUGUCGAAGAGGAACAGAUAGGGGUAACGAUAGUAGUGAGGCAACACAAACCUCAGAUGAUAGUCAGGAUGCAAAUAGAUUCUUCACAGCAUCUCCCCUUGAUCAGCCAUCAACUCCACGAUCUAGAACUAGCAGUGACAGUAGUUGUCGUGGUUAUGUCCAGCAACAGCAGCAGCCAGAACGAAAGGUGUCAGUGGCAUUUGUAGAUGCUAAACCCCCCAAGCCUGAUGACUUUUUUAUGCCUGAAAUACCCUUUUCAAAUUUACUUGCAUCUGCCAUUGAAGUUCCUCAGGAAAAAAAAUUGGAUAAACAAGAUGCUACUCUGACCCCUCAGGAUAAAAAUGCACAGGAAAAAAUUCUUGGGGGUGUAGCAAGUGGGAACCCACAUCCAGACACUGGAGAAAAGGUGGUUAUGACAGCCUCUGAUGGUUCCCAUAAAUCAACAACCUCUGCUCAGUUGAAAGACGAGGCUGACUUCGUAAUGGUUGAGCUGAAAACUCCUUUUGUUCAGCCAUGUGAUACUGAGAACGAUCUCGGUGCUUUUUAUCGAGAGUGCCAAAGUGCUCCACCUCUUCGAAUGUUUGCUGACACUCCUGAAGAUGAAAUUAGUGAUCUCACAGAGCAGCUAUUGAGUUUUGAAGCAAAUGUGGAGGAGUACAACGAACUAGUGAAAUCUUUACAUUCUGACAGUCCAAAUAGUCCUGACUGAGUAGUCAUAAGCUAAGUUCAUUUACAUAAAUAUAGCAGGUAAGAACUAAUUUUUCUAAUUUAAAUUUAACAAAACUAGUAACAUAUGUCAUUAGGAAGUAUAAGGAUUGGCUUUUUUCAUUUUGGUCUGUAUAAAGUGCUAUGUAUAUUGGGAACAAACCAGGACAUGAAAAUAUUUUCUGGUUUAUUGGCAUAUAUUUUUUCCAAGAUUUUAUAACUAAUUUGAGUAAUGAGAUUGCAAUUUGUAUGUAAUUACAGUAGUGUGUAAAAGUUUGUAAUAAAGUGUGCUUUGAUAUUUUUAAUCUGGCUUGUCAUGUACUAGUUGCAACUGUGGAACUUAUAGUCUUCUGUGAAGUCUUCUAUGAAGAUUUCAUAGAGGAGUAUCACUAUAGACAGAUACUAUUGGGAUAAGACAUCGUGCUCAUAAACAACAAUCAGCAAGAGUCAUCUUGAGGGCGUUUAAUUUUCCAAGAUAAUCUAUAAAUUUGCUAGAUGAUUUGGUACGAUUUUAUUGGUCUUCUUGAACUGAGGACAAGGCUUAUCCUAGUUACAGUUUGUGUAUUUCUCAGGUCUUAGUUUUGAGCCAAUUCAUCCAUCAGCAGUUUUCCAGCACAUUACUAGAUGAGAAAAUAAAAACCAUUUCCAGUUAUUUGGAAACUAUUUCAGUCAUAUCAGUAAAAAUAAUAAGUGUCUUCUAUUUUUAUCCAGAUCAGGAGGAACAUAAAUUUUCAAGUGUUCUUUGCCAUAGUCUAGUUGAGAAGUGAAUAGUAAUUUUAGUGGUAUAGGUGGAAAACUAUAUGCUACUGCUUCAGUGAGUUCACAUUUGUUUCAAGAGCAAAAGUUUUCUUUUUUGUCUAAAUUUCAUGCAACUUGGCAUUAGAAUGCUCUUUUGUAGGUUAUUGCCACUAGAUAACUCAGGUCAGUUAUAGUGUAAUUUUUUAUAAUAAUCUGCAUCUUUGUAUUUGGGUUAUUGACAUAAUAGAUAGCAAAAAUUUUGUGAGUAAUUUUCCAUUUGAAAGUAACAACAGUCCAUGCUAUUAACAUGAUUCAGUACUUCAUUCUGACAGUGCUGUGAUUUCAUUUAUUCUGGAACUUUAAGUACUUUGCUGUCUGAAAGCAAGAUGAUCUGUUACUUCUCUGCAUUUUAUUUUACACUUUUUAGAGAAAAGCUGCCUAAGAGUUCCUUAUAGUAAUGCAAGGUCAGAUUCUUAAAUAGAGUUCCUUAAUUUAGUCCAGCAAGUACAGAAUUUUUUGUUUAGAGUUGAUGUUCUUAGUUGUAUAAAGGGCAUCAACUUGUCAUUAUAUGUCUCAUAGUAAAGUAGAACAUCCACCAUUGUAUUGUGGUGGGAUGAUGGUUUCACAACAAUGUGUAUCCUUCCUUAGAGUGUUUGAAUAUUUAGGACAUAAUGUGUAAAAUAGUUAUUUAAAAUUUCUGGAUUAACCACAUCCUUAUCUCAUUCACAUUUUAAGUUUCACUUUUUGCUUCAUACCUCUUGUGUUCUGCCAGAGUGUCUUUAUUUAAUGUGUACUAGGUUGUAAAUAGUGAAAGUUAUUUUAGGAUUUUUUGAUAGCUGAGACAUCAGUAGAUUGAAUGGCAACUUGAAUUUUAGAAAACUAUUGCAUUUUUUAUUUAUUCUCAAAGAUGCACAGUCACUUAUGAAUUACUUCUUCUCUGACAUUUUAUAUUUCUACAAAUGAAGAAGUAGGUACUGAGGAUUUUGUUGUGUGUAAACCCUCAAUUCUCCAAGCAGUACUUUUGGAAUUUAUAUUUGUAUGGGAAUUGUAAACAAAAACACAUUGUAUUCCAUCCAGUAUAUCAUAUUCCUUACUCAGCAGUGAGCAAAACUAGUUGGCAGGUCCUUAAAGUAUGAAUAUUAAUUUAGUCUAAAGCGCAGUAGAUACUUAUAUUAGAAUUGAGGGUACAACCACAUACAAUCAGUUAUAGAUGCACAUUUUACAUUGCACCGAAAACAGUGAUCACUUUGCCAGGCUAUUUUCUCUGCCUAUGAUUUGAUUAUAAUUAUUCGCUUCCACUCUGAAGUUUGUGUAGAUGUGUAUAAAUGUAAAUUAAAAUAUUUGUAAUAUGUCUGUUGAGGCUUGACUGGUUGUGGUAGAGUUUACCUUCCUUUAGUCAUGGUGAUUAUGGUUGGGCUAUUGGGCUAUAUUGAAAGAUGUUAAUAUUUGUUUGUAAAUCUGUAUGCAAGUGUGAGAUUUCAUAGACUACAUACAUUAAUACCUGUUUUUUUCCAAUUGCUAAGGUGCACAUGGGUGGUCAGAUACUGUAUAUUUCUCACCUCAACUUUCAUUUUAGCUUUUUAACCGGACGUGGCUUAGGUUAGAGUUAAUUUGGUAAAAACCUGAAAAUUAUCUGAAGAAUUAUAUUAACUUUCAGACCACUGUCUAUUUUGAGUUUUUAUACACCUGCUUUUAGCAUGAAUUCAAACAUCAUAAAGUUGCUGAAUGACACAUUUGGCUUUGCAUCAGUAAAGAAUUUUUGGUGGAGUUAUUCAUGCCAGUAACUUGAAAAAGGAGAUAGUUACCACCCAUGUUUGCAUACAUGAUGUUCAGAUUCCCUAGCUUUAUGGCUGUGAAGCUUUAGUUUUCUUAGUCAAAUUUUAGUUUAGAUGGAUAAAGGUUUUCCACAAUUAGGAAUCUGCCGUGUGUUUAGACCAGAAGGUAAAAUCUUGUUGGACCGGUAAUUUUUUAUAUUUUUUAUGCAACCUGAAUAACUUGGGAUUGUACGGCUAGAAGUUAAUGCUAUGUUGUAGAUGCCAGCUCUCAGGGACUCAAGGUCAAAAUACAAUGUCACUCACGAGAUCUCUGGUUAAAGAAAACAAAAUCAUUAAAAGGGAACGACAUAAAAAGUGAAUGCCAGAGAUAUUGUUUUUUCUGGUGGAAAUGGAAUUAUUUUUGUAAUUUUUGUAAAUCUCUGGUCAGUUUUAAAGUUGCUGCAGCUGAUUUAAUCUACUUGGUGCACACACAGGAUUUCUGUCCAAAGAAGAUGAGUUUAUCUCGGAGAAGUAACUUUGAUUAGGUACAUAUAGCAUGAAUUUUUCUGUUUUACUUUUAUUUAUUUAUGCUUGCAGGUAAAUAACCAUUCCUUUAGUGCACUGAUGUUCUUUUCCAUGUGGAAAUUUGGGAAUUUUCCAAUGAAAAUUGUUAACAUUUAUGGCCCAGUAUCACUUAUACUUUGCUGCAAAGUUAUUAUGCAGAUGAAAUGUUCGAUGAAAGAUUCUGCUAUUUUAAUUAUGGGGCUGCAACAGAUUUUCAGCACAUGCUUGAAUUGGUUCAUGUUUUAAAGCCAUGCUAUUUUUUAAGUAAAUUUUAUAUAAAAAAAUUUUUAUAUAAGAUAAUUAUUUAUAUAAAAACCAAUUUAUACUUUUUUGUCCACAGCCAUACAUGACUAAUUAUUUUUAAAUAUCUUAUGUUUUUUUUUUAUUUAUUUAUUUUUUUUUAGAAUGAUAACCUUGUUUAACUGUAUUGGUAAGCCUAACUUUAUUUGAACUUUUUACUGCUCCAACAGUUCAUAUGCAAAUAUGUUGCAUACCUCCCUGAAUUUUAAGACAGACUGGUACUGAAAUGCAAAUUUGGAAAACUGAAUAAAAAAAAUGUCCAUACAUAGCUAACAUAAAUAUAAUUAAAUUAUGUAUUAUUAUUACAAAACUUUGUUCAUAAAGGUCUGUUCACACUUGGGUACUAUAGAAGCUAUGUCAUCAGAUAUGUAUAGGUGUGUUCACACUUGGAUACUAUAGAAGCUAAGUUGUCAGAGUUAAUUAAUGUUUCCCUGUUAUCCAGUGGGAUGUACAUACUAGAUACAAUGCUUUAUUGCAAAUUUCACUAACAUAUAUACAGCAAUUAUUUUAGACAUUGUAACAUCUGCCUCUUAUUUGAGUUCAGUGAGGUAUUUUGAGAAACACAGUAUAUGUACUUAUAACAAAGAAAGGAGUUUUUUUCUUUCUAAAUAUAAAUCAGUCUUUGUUUCUUAAACCUUAUCUACACUUGUUGAAGUACUUGUCAGAUGUUUAGUCGCUUCCAUUGUUAACUAGUUCAAUAUUAUGGUAUUAAGAGGCAGUAUAUAGUGUUCCCCUCAUAUUUGUUAGGGAUGGAUACCAGACCCCCCCACAAAUAAUUGAAACCCUAUAAAAACACUUAAAACUGCUUAUUUUGUUUGGUAAAACUAAAGACAAACCCACUCAAAAUGUUUAUACCUGGUUUUUAAAAUAUUUUUAUCACAAAAAGUGCAUUUUUUAUGAAAUUGAUUAAAAAACAGGAAUUUGUGGGUAUUUCUCAUAGGAAAAUACCACAAAUAGGCAAAUUGGUUUGCAUUUAGGGUUUUUGAUGGUCUGCACAGACUGCUUUUUGUAAUAAUGCUGUGAAGUCAGAUCCCUCUCUAUCCAUUACCUUAUUUUCUUUCAAAGUUGCUUGUCAACCUCUGCAGUGAAAAGCCUGUUAGAAGUGUAAGUUAUUGUUAUUUAUUAAUUGCCACAUCACUUUUAGUUGUUUCAUCAUAUGAAAAUGUAUAAUAAAAGAGUAGCUGUUCCACACAUCAGAAUGCAAGAAAACAUUGAAGAAAAUUUUGUCAAAGUUUUUACCAAAACUUAACUUAAUGAAGAUUAAAAGGUUGGUGGAAUGCACCCAGAUUCAGAAUCAUAUACAGUGGUACCUCAUUUGUCGAAAGUUUCCUAUGUCGAACGUUCCGUUUUUCUAACAAAAUUUGUAAGAAAUUUUGUGUCAAUUGUUGAACAAAUACUUGUACUUCGACCCGACUGAGUGUCUCUCGUUUAUACUUGUACUCGGUGGCUUACCCCGUCCCACGAGAAACUGUAUUAACUUGUUUUUUUCCUUUGCUAUACUAUAGCUGACUCUAGCUCAGAUGAUUUUUCUCUUUCAUUACAAUUUGUCCUCUUGCUUUUCACUUACACACUCGACUCACCGGAAUUACUUCUUUUUGUUAUGGUAAAAAAAUACCUAUCAAGUAACACUUGCUGUUUACAAUUUUUUAGCACUGUAAAAGUAACUGAUCCCCCAUCAUGAAACAUACGGGCGCUGCAUUCAGCUUCUGCAUGCCUUAGAUUGUUUGUUUAGACGACUUCCCUGUGAAAAGUUAUUUGUUCUAUCUUUAAUUUUCUUACUUGUGUUCUUUACUUAUUACUUAUGUAUUUGCAAAAUCCUCAUGUUUAUUGGAUUGUAAUCUUAAAUUCUGCCAUUUUGCCAACUUGCUAUUUAAUUGCAAAAUCCUCAUGUUUAUUGGAUUGUAAUCUUAAAUUCUGCCAUUUUGCCAACAGCAAGUUAAUGUAUUGUGGCAUAAUCAGUCACCCUCUUGCACUCAAGAUCCUAAUGUAAACAUGUUGACUGUCACACCCGGAUGCUGGUUACUCUCGCUCCUCUCUAUCUAUCUAACUAACAUAACCACGCACACACACACUAUUGAUUCUUUGAUUAUCUGCGAAAUGUGAAUAAAAUUGAGUUUAUCAACCUUUGCAUACUGCAACCAUUUCAGUUUCCCCAAGUAGAUCCUGUCUCUCCUCCAUGAAUCCCAGCCGGUCGGUCGAAUUUUUAGCUUGUACACAGAAACAAAAUUUUUUCUAAAAUUUUACUUUGUUUAACGUAGUUUUAUUACUUUACACACUUAACUUUUGAACACAUUCGAUUUAAGUUCGAAGUCUGAGGAUGAACCUUACCUAAACCAUGAGUAUAACAUGCCAGUAUUCAGUUUCAUCUUAUGUAUGCUAGCACAUGCAUACAUCUUUCAGUCUCGGAACAAUUAUUUUGUUCUCUAUGAAGUUACCCAAACCUUUCAUAUCUUCACUGUGGUGUAUUUUGUAGGCAUAUAUUCAGAAAAUAAAAUUUAAGCUACUGAAUGCAUAGCUUGUAAGUUAUCCAGUGUGAAUGGUCACAAGAAGCAUGACAGGGUAGCCUAUUGUCUUGUGUGAAUUAGUCCUUUGGCAGUUUCAUUUAAAAGGUUCUGAACAUGACUGCAGUGGAUAUCUAGGUUACCUGAAGCAUGAACAUAAGUGGGUGUUCAAAAUAUAAUGGCAAAUAUAAAAUUUGUUGCAUAUGUGGUGUUAGCCAUAUUAGUGUAUACAUAAGGAAAGACAACUAUUUAGUAUUGAUAACUUUUUUUCAGUUUUCAUAUUUGAAUGGAAGCAACACCUGUUUUGUUAUUCAGGCAUCUCUCUAUUAGAUUUGAUUAUAUACAUAUAUAGGAUGGCAAAUUAGUCCUGCUUGUCUUCCUUCCAAUUUUGAAAAUUUAUGGUAUGUAGGCUGAGCCUGAAAUUUCCUCUUUUGAGUGUUAAUGAAAUCUUAAUUGUAUACAGAAAUUGUGCUGGUAUGGUUGGAAUUAAAAUGUAUCAAAAGUGAUCAGGUAAUAUUGAAAUAAACCUGUACAGUACG